Molecule: messenger RNA, 647 nt
Organism: Cannabis sativa
Lineage: Eukaryota; Viridiplantae; Streptophyta; Magnoliopsida; Rosales; Cannabaceae
Exons: 3
Coding region: 45-647 (200 amino acids)
Source: RefSeq, a predicted model, not a curated record
AGGAAUUUAUUGUGGAAAAGAUAGAGGACAGAACAGUUUGAGAAAUGGAAUCAGGACAGGAAAUACAAUGCUUGAACAAAGGAACAGAGAUAGAAGAAAGGAAAGACAUUCCAUUCCUAGUCUUCUACAAUGGAAAAUUCGAUGAUCGAAUGAAUUAUGAAAAUUAUGAAGCCAGUGGACACUACAUUUCUGCCAAUUGUAACUAUGAAGAUUUGCAACAGAAACUCAAAGAUGCCCUGGAAUGCAACCAAGAAAACACUGUUUUGCAACUGAAAUAUCAAGUGAAGGAAGGAUACCAACCAUUGAGGAUAAAGGAUGAUCAAAGCCUGCAUUUCUACAUACAACUCAAACUGAAAGACCCCGACUUCACAACAUACCCAAUGUGUGUGAAUGUCAUCAACAACCCAACAACAACCAUCGAUGCAACAUUCUUUGGAAAUGACAAUUCAUUAAUUACACAUAGAAGCGCCUUCCAACCAAUCGAAUACAAUGCAGCAACAACAGAAGACUCAACAAAUCAACAACAUAUAAUUGAAGCAAGAGUACUGGAAUUUGGGGAAGAAAGUUUUGACUUCAUGGACUAUGCAAAACUUGUGGCAGAGGAAAUGGUUGAGCAACUGGAAAACAACAGAAAAAAGGAACCGUAA